CCUACAGCGAGGACAAGAUGGGCCGCUUCGGCGCAGAUCCCGAGGGCUCCGACCUCUCCUUCAGCUGCCGCCUGCAGGACACCAACUCCUUCUUCGCGGGCAACCAGGCCAAGCGACCCCCCAAGCUGGGCCAGAUCGGCCGAGCCAAGCGAGUGGUGAUCGAGGAUGACCGGAUAGACGACGUGCUGAAGGGGAUGGGGGAGAAGCCGCCGUCCGGAGUGUAGACGCGCCGGCUCGGGCGGCGGGCUCCGGGCCCAGCCCCGCAGCGGCCAGGAG
Molecule: messenger RNA, 276 nt
Organism: Dipodomys ordii (Ord's kangaroo rat)
Lineage: Eukaryota; Metazoa; Chordata; Mammalia; Rodentia; Heteromyidae
Gene: Camk2n2
Product: calcium/calmodulin-dependent protein kinase II inhibitor 2
Exons: 2
Coding region: 18-224 (68 amino acids)
Biological process (GO): negative regulation of protein kinase activity
Molecular function (GO): calcium-dependent protein kinase inhibitor activity; protein kinase binding
Source: RefSeq, a predicted model, not a curated record